Mycetomoellerius zeteki is the source of this 4502-nucleotide messenger RNA. Its product is annotated as paramyosin-like. NCBI's taxonomy places the organism in Eukaryota, Metazoa, Arthropoda, Insecta, Hymenoptera, Formicidae. The transcript is spliced from 17 exons. Bases 150 to 4361 code for a protein of 1403 amino acids. The record is from RefSeq and is a predicted model, not a curated record.
UAUGGUAGAAAGCCCCAACCAAAAUCUGUAACUUUGCGUGGAACAUAAUGUUCGCAAAAAUUGGACGCAGUCGUUAAUUGAAGUUAAGGGAACGACGGAAAAUUUUGCAAAUAUUAGCUCGUGAGGAAGUUUCGCGGCACUAACAAGAGAUGUCUUAUGCCGAGCAUGGACCCCGUAUUUUUUUGACGGGCAGACCAAGCAGUGGUGUACCUUUGACUUAUGGGGAUUAUGUUCUGCCGCAGAAAAGAUCGGAGGGUCGCUUGAAGCUAUACAAUUCGUGCACGGAUAUUCGAGCAUGGAGCCCGAAUGUAUUGGAGAGCACGCGCUACUUUCGCGAGCUCAACGAGCAUGAGAAACCUGCGCCAGUAAAACUGAUACCAUCCAGCGUGAUAAUGGAAAACAUGAUGACACUUACGGCUCAAGCUCAGUGUGAGCUUCGCGUUGCGCGGCGAGAACUGCAGAAAUACAAAUCCUUAAGUCUCACCCCGGAGCAACGGAAGCACCUAAAGAAUUUUGAUAGAGCUAUUGACAAAAUAGAUAUUGUCAGGACCGAUAAGACAGAAGAUGUGAGAACUGGAUCUGUAAUAAAACCGUUUUCUCAGGGGCAUAUAUUAUUCAAUGCAAACAAGAUUGCAGCUUUGCAAUGUUCUGAUACUUAUCUGUCAAUAUACUUUCGCCCUGAUAGAUUUCGAUACAGUACAGGUGGCCAUCCGCUAUUAACUAAUACGUGCGUUCUGAGAGAGAAUCUGAGCGGGAAUCCAUUAUUGGAAAAUAAUACUUAUUUGAUGUCGCGUGUAACGUCCUGUAAUAUACUAACUGCAGUAAAAGCUACACAAGAGCACAACGAGCAAAUGAGCAUUUGCAUAGAGUAUGUCGACGCAUCUUCCCAAGCGGCGCAAGAUGUUCGCGAAAUGGGUGUGCAAACGGAAGAGUGCAAGGAAAACGAUGACAAACAGUCUAAUGUCGAUUCACCUUCCAGUCAAUACUACGAGACUACCGAAAGUAUAUCUACGUCUGAAAGCGAAUUAGGGAUGAACUCGGAUCCUGAGAUCUGUGAGAGGAACCAUAAAGGAGUGAUUAUUCAAAAGGAUUCAGAAAUUAUUGUCCUGAAAAACGAGCUUGGUAUGAAGGAGGAUGAGUUGGAAGAGCUGCGGGAGCUGAAUAGGCACAUGCAAACGUUGUUAAAAGAGAAGGACGAAGAUACAAGCAUCCUGAGACGUAACAUUAAUACCCUGCAAGAAAAGUUGAAAGUAGUGAGCGACAGGCGCGACGACGAGAUAGAAGAUUUAAGUACAAAACUUUCUUCCUUCGAGUGUCUGGUGGAUCAGUUGAAGGCAGAAUUAGCUAGAAAAUGUCAAGUUUGUUAUUUCCAGACGCAGGAAAUCCAGAAACUUAGAAAGGAAGUUAAGGAGACAGAAUUACUUUCCAUGGAAAACGAGUCGCUUAUGCGGAAGGUGAAGGAAAUGGAGCAUUUAUCAAGAGAGGCUGAGAGCUGUGGUAUCGCUUUAGAGCAGAUGAAAAAUGUCUGGCGGGAACGUGAUAUGCUUCAAAAGCAAUAUCACGAGCAAAGUUGCACGUUGGCGGACAGAGAAGACGAAAUAAAACGACUAUUGACGUUGAUAAAGCAAAUGUCUGUUACGGCUGACACUCGUGAGGUAGAGAUGAAUGGUGUAGUGGCCGACUUGAGAAAUGAGAUUCAGGCAAAAAACGACAAGAUUUCGCAGUGCGAAAUGCAACUAGUUUGCAUGGAGCGGGAAGUCGGUAAUCUGACUAACAUGCUGAAAAGUAGUCUGAAUAAUUUCGACGAGUCUAAGAUAGCGUACGAAGGCGUUUGCGAUUACACCAAGUGCGAGCACGAUACUUGCUUAGACGUGCAGAGCGCGUUGUCUGCUUUAAAAUCGUUCAUAGCCGAGUUGGAGGAGUGUAAACUAGAACGACGUAAUCGUCUGCGAGAGAUAGAUAACUUAAAGGCUUAUGUGACAUGUUACAGCCAAGAGACCGUCAGCGAAAUUACAAACACAGAUUUUGAUACUGGACAUGGAUUGAUUCAGCCGGCUGCAGAAAAUAUUUCCACAUCGAGUAAUGGCGGUUGCCAUUCAUCUAAAGAACUAGUUAACGUUCAGAUUCAGUCGGAUGACGUUGAUACUACCACAACAUAUUCGGAAGAAUCGGAAAAAGUAGAGUUGAACGAAAUAAUUUCAUAUCGAGACCCUACAGUGUCUCCUGAUCAAGAUAUUGAUCGCGCUCUCGCAACGCAUAUCAAACGUUCCAUCGAUAAGAUGCAUAGAAUAUCUGCAGUUCUUCAAGGUGCUGGAGAUCACCACGUACAAAUCGUCAAAGAGUACACGAGGCAGCAGCAGGAGCUGCAAAAGAAGGAUCUCGAGAUUACGGAAUUAAAGCAAAAAGUGGCGGAGCAUAUACGAAGGGGCGAGGGCGACUGCGAAAUUCAGGAGCAGUUGAGGAAAAAGAUGUUGGAGAAAGAGAAGGUGUUGGAGGCUAUAAUAAGUAAAAGGGAUUUGAAGAUCGAGAGGCUGCACGGACACCUUACUGCGUUGGAGAGUGAUAAUUUUUCUUACCGUGCGGAGUGCGAUGCGUUAAAAGACGAGAAUGCCGAUCUCGUCGAUGCGAAAAGUUUACUUUCGAAGGAGAAUAACGUGCUGAAUGAAGAGCUGAGAGCACAGAGAGAUCAGAUACGUAAGUUAACUCAGCAGAUAGACGAAUUGAGCCACAUCAUCGAUAUCUUAAAGGAGGAAGCGAAAAAUGUUGAGUGCAUGAAAAAGAAAUUGAUCGAUCUGGAAAUGAAGAAUAACGAUCUUACAAAUAAGCUUAUUGAAGCGAACGAGACUAUUUCCAAAAAUGCCGAGAUCAUAACGGAGCUAGAAUGUAAGGACGAGAAAAACAGGAUGGCUUUGACUCACGAGAGCAUCAAAUACGACGCGAUGUUGACGCAGAAGCACAGCGAUAUCGUGAAAUUGCGAGACGAGAAUCAAUCGCUGCACGAUCUGUUAAGGGAUGCCGAAGUUAAACUCGCUCAGAGUAACGACACGAUAUUAUCGUUAAAGCAAGAGAGCGACAAUGUGGCGGCGAUAAAUGUCCUGCGGGCGAGUCUAUCGGAUUUGGACGUGGAUAACGUGGAGAGGUUGUUGGCGAAAGUGGACUAUCUAAAGGGUGAAAUAGCGAAUUACCGGAGCUCCACCGCAAGCGUCGAAAGUAAACUGCAAGCGUUAUCGCACGGAAAUGAGACAUUGCAGGCAGACACACAGACAAUAAGAAGUACUAAUGAUCAGUUGUUGUAUCCUUAUAAAGACGCGGUAAAGUCAUCUCUAAAGGACGCGCUAUAUACGAUUCCUAAUAAACUUUGCGAGACACUUCUGCGUCUUCGAACAGAAAUUAGGGAAUAUGAUAAUGAGACCGAAAACGCGUCUGAACAUUGUCCAAAUAAAAAGGUUUCCGAAAUGAAAGAUGAGAUAGGAAAGCCACAGAUAAAAAUAUAUGCUGAUAAGUCUUGUAAACAAGAUGAGGAUACAUUAGAUCCGGUCGUUCGAGAAGUAGAUUGCAAUUCUGAAAAUGCUGCGCACAAGUUAAGAUUCCUCGAAGGACAAUACGAGGAAAAAUUGAAAGAAAUUCAAAAGUUGAUGGAUGAUGUAAAACUAAGAGAUCGGGAAAUAAGAAACCUUCAAGAGUAUAUUACCCAUUUGUUGCAGGAGAAAAAUGAUUUACGAACUAAAGUUAAACGUCAAGUAGAAGAAUAUCAGAACAAAUUGAUGUUACUGAAGAAAAAGUAUGACAGUAGUUUAAUUGCUUUUCGUAAAAGGCAUAACGAAAAUGUCGAAAGAUUACAAGCGAGAUUCGACGAUAUCAUGAAAAUCGAGAAGAGUCCAUUUGACGCAGAGAGUUGGUUGCAAUCGCUGAAUUUGAAGGAACUGUCGGAGCUGCAUAAUCGAAUCAAUAUUUUGAGCUCCCACGUGACCGAGAAUACUGAAUCUAAUAUCGCACAUGUCGAAAUCAAGAAGGACCACGAUAGCUGUCGGAACAAUUCUCAAGAGCAUAGGUUUUACAAUAAAUUCACCUUGUGUAAGCAGUACACGAGAGAGGAUGGAUCAUCUUUAAGUAAAAAAACAAGUAAAGAUACGUUUCGCUCCAAAGUUCUCGAUGUUGAAAAUAAUGAGACAGUUGCCAUAAUGGAAUUAUAUUCCCGGGAUCUAAGGCUUAAACAGGAAUACAAUUUUCACGAGGAUGAAAAGAGACGAACGGGAAAUGCGGGAUCGCCUAAGUCUAGAAUAGACAGAACUCUCGAUUGGCAGAGAGAGAAGUUUAUUUAUCAAUGUAGCAUACAUCAUAAAUUGAGUAACGCUCGUUGAUAUCCGUACAGAGUUAUUUUAUGAUGCAGAGAGACCUUCAGCGCGAAAAGGAUACAAGAGACUAGAUAUUUUAUCACCUUUAUGUAAUCAUAUUCCGCAAUUUCGCGCAUUAAGAUUGGCGAUGUAUAUUUUAUACAAAAC